Molecule: messenger RNA, 1500 nt
Organism: Gadus chalcogrammus (walleye pollock)
Lineage: Eukaryota; Metazoa; Chordata; Actinopteri; Gadiformes; Gadidae
Gene: ctsba
Product: cathepsin Ba
Exons: 11
Coding region: 102-1094 (330 amino acids)
Biological process (GO): regulation of catalytic activity
Cellular component (GO): lysosome
Molecular function (GO): cysteine-type endopeptidase activity
Source: RefSeq, a predicted model, not a curated record
GUGGUUACAGUCUUUACAUAAAUCAAACGGGACUUCCUUGAUGACCACUCUUCUUCACUUCAAUCGAGGUAGUUGUCAAUAACUGAAAAACAAGCUACAGAAUGUGGCAGGCAGCUCUCCUGGUGAUGGCUAUCAUCUUGUCUGUGGGCAGGGCCAGACCACAGCUCAAGCCUCUGUCCAGUGAAAUGGUCGACUACAUCAACCAGGUCAACACUACCUGGAAGGCCGGCCAAAAUUUCCGUCAUGUAGACCACAGCUAUGUCAAGAAGCUGUGUGGUACAUUUCUCAACGGACCCAGACUCCCCACCAUGGUCCGUUAUUCUGGAGACGUGAAGCUGCCGGAGAACUUUGACUCCAGGGUUCAGUGGCCUCAGUGCCCCACUCUGAAGGAGAUCAGGGACCAGGGCUCCUGUGGCUCAUGCUGGGCAUUUGGAGCUGCAGAGGCCAUCUCAGACAGGGUGUGUAUCCAUAGCAACGCCAAGGUCAGUGUGGAGAUCUCAUCCGAAGACCUGCUGAGCUGCUGCCACCUCUGUGGCAUGGGGUGUAACGGAGGCUAUCCAUCUGCUGCCUGGAGUUUCUGGGCCCAUGAAGGACUGGUGUCUGGCGGACUCUAUGAGUCCCACAUCGGCUGCAGGCCCUACACCAUCGCUCCCUGUGAGCACCAUGUGAACGGCAGCAGACCGCCCUGCACCGGAGAGGAGGGCAAGACGCCAAAGUGUGCCAAGAAUUGUGAGACUGGAUACACGCCAGGCUACAAACAGGACAAGCACUUUGGGAAGAGCUCUUACAGUGUCUCAUCAGACGUGGCAGAGAUUCAGGCGGAGAUCUAUCAAAAUGGACCAGUGGAGGGCGCUUUUACCGUAUACGCAGACUUCCCACUUUACAAGACUGGUGUGUAUAAACAUGUUUCCGGGGAGGCAUUGGGCGGCCAUGCCAUUAAGAUCCUGGGCUGGGGAGUGGAGGAUAGCAUCCCAUACUGGCUGUGUGCCAACUCAUGGAACACAGAUUGGGGAGAUAAUGGGUUCUUUAAGAUCCUGCGUGGAGAGGACCACUGUGGCAUCGAGGCUGGAAUUGUGGCUGGAAUCCCUGUGUAAAAUGGUUCGACGCUAUAGCUGCCGUUAUGUAGCUGUAUUCCACUAUCACCGGACAUUUUAAGGAAAAGUGAUCAAAUGAAACUUGCUUGCACUGAACUGUUUCACAUGCUUUAAUUUGCAGUGGACAAGUAGGCCAACCAUUUUUUUAGUUUUUAUAGUAUAUCCCAAAAUUGCCAUGUGGGGAUAUUUUUUAAUCUAUUCACAAACUUCUGUUUCCUUUAAUUUGUAAGAUUGAGAUAAGCCUCCAUAGACUGGUGUGUUUUUUUUUACUUGCCGAUAAAGAGAUGUUUCUUAUUUUUGUCAGUAUUAAGGGUGCUCUUUUUAGAGUUGUUUAUCUCUAUGCUGAUCAAAUUGAUGUGAUCUUUUUUUUUGUUUUGAGAACAAUAAACAGAAUAAAUUUACCUCA